Oncorhynchus keta (chum salmon) is the source of this 1788-nucleotide messenger RNA. RefSeq names its product protein TsetseEP-like. The record is from RefSeq and is a predicted model, not a curated record. Bases 174 to 1022 code for a protein of 282 amino acids. The transcript has 2 exons. NCBI's taxonomy places the organism in Eukaryota, Metazoa, Chordata, Actinopteri, Salmoniformes, Salmonidae.
GACAGUGGGCGCGCGCACAAAUACACACAUCCCAGACAACACGCACUAAACCUCUGUCCAAACUUUCCUCCCCUUCAGUCUGUGCGUGCCUCGCCAAGUCGUGAGAGCGCAAGAACUUUCCGCUCUCUAGCACGGCUUAAAUUCGCGUUUUAAUUCCGCUACAAAGGUGCACCAUGGGAAACAAGAUCAGCAGAAGACGGGACACUGCACCAGCCGAGCAGAAGGCUGCAGAGGAGGCAAUCGACACUCAGGAAGCUGUGGUGGAGGCAGUAGCUGAUGCGCCAGUGGUGGUUGCAGAGGCGACUGAACCAGUAGUAGAAUCAGUGCCAGCACCGGUACAGGAGGCUGAGCCCUCAUUGGAGGAGCCGGUGAGCGUCCCACUAGUAGCCCCAGCACCGCCUGAACCCGAGCCCCUGGUGUCAGUCAGUAAACCAGUGCCAGUCGUCCCGGAGCCGAAGCCAGUCGUCCCGGAGCCGAAGCCAGUCGUCCCGGAGCCGAAGCCAGUCGUCCCGGAGCCGAAGCCAGUCGUCCCGGAGCCGAAGCCAGUCGUCCCGGAGCCGAAGCCAGUCGUCCCGGAGCCGAAGCCAGUCGUCCCGGAGCCGAAGCCAGUCGUCCCGGAGCCGAAGCCAGUCGUCCCGGAGCCGAAGCCAGUCGUCCCGGAGCCGAAGCCAGUCGUCAUAGAACAGGAGGCUGUCCCAGAGCCAAACCUCUCCCAGGAGUUCCUCCUACAGCCAGUCAUUCCAGAGCUCUUCCUCUCCCCCGCCCCUCUUCUGGACCUGGGUGUCCCUGAGCUGACCCCUAAGCCCCUCGAUGCUCCCCCCUCCCACAGAUCUGCCCCAGACCAGCCCACAGACCUGGGGGGUGCAGAAUGCUAUGACGACAAUGUAAAGGGUGCCUGGAAUUCUGUCUCCAUCCCACAAGAGUCCAAAGAAACCCCGGAGAAGCCAGCAACCAUGGCGGAGAAGCUUCUGUGUGAUGUCAUGGGCAGCGAGCUGAGCAAAGCGGAUUCUUCAACCACUUAGACCUGACGGCCGACGACCUCAUGGUCAAUGAUGUCAUAGCAGACGACAUUCCGGAAGGUGACUUGUCCACUGAGCUGAUAUGGGAGGAGAAAAUAAAAACUAGAAGAAAAAAAAAUGGACAAUGACGUUCUAAAAGAGGCAGACGCAGCAGAAAAAAAAUGUAUAAAAAAAUAAUACAACUUUGAUCUGAGAAGGCUAAAGGGAAAACUAAGACCGUGAAGUAGCAUUCAGAUAAUCUGAGACCUGGGAUGUAUUCCCUAGGAACCAAACAGAACCAAGCGUACGCAAAUGGAAUUAAACUGGGUGGGACCUACCUGAAUUUGUCCAAUAGAAAUUCUAGUUUCUGUUGCGAAACAUUUUGGAAUAAUGAUUAGACCCCAGGUAAUAGACGUGCCUUUCUUUCUGAGUGUAGGUUGACUAAAGGGAUUUGGUGAUGGGUGGCCAGGGCAGAAGUGUACCCAUCAUCGCCCUCUGAGCCAUAUAGACAUAACACUGCAUAGCAGAACACUUACAGUAACUAUAUAUGGUAACUAUGUAUGACAAGACGUUUGCCUUGGUGUGUACACCUGAUGAAUUGUAACAACAUUUGAAAUCGGCCUACAUUCUAUGAUGUACAUUCAUGCUUGGACUCUCGCAAUCCUUCCUCUUUAACUCUGAAAUGGAGGUGACCUUAUUAUAUUUUCUUGAUGGUGAGAAGUGGUUUGGAGGAAUGUAUUAAAGGUGAUUGUCUGGUUGUGAAAAUAAAAUAAGAUUGUUCCACCUUGAA